ACACACCCACAGCUCCACAUCCCAAUUUCCCAAACCAAAGCCUCCUCCUCCACCUCCUCCUUUCUCACUCUCUUUUCGUCUGAAUCAAUUAAAAACCAAAACAACAUGACCAGCUUCACCAACUUCUACGAGUCCUGGUUUGACCACCUUCAACACCUUCUACACCAACUCUCCUCUGCUCCAAGACCCCCUACUGAACCCCAACACCACCUCGACCUCCUCAACCUCGUCCAUAAAGUCAUGAACCACUAUUCCGAAUACUACACCGUCAAGUCCUUAGCCGCCGAUGGUGAUCCUCUCUCCGUAUUUUCCGCUCCGUGGGCCACCACCCUCGAACGCUCGCUCCACUGGAUCGCCGGUUGGCGUCCCACAACCGCUUUCCACCUCGUUUACUCCGAAUCCUCAAUCCUCUUCGAGUCCCGCAUAGUCGACAUCCUUCGCGGACUCCGCACUGGUGAUCUCGGCGAUCUCUCUCCUAAUCAGUUUCGCCGUGUUAGUGAAUUGCAAUGCGAAACGGUGAAGGAAGAGAAUGCUAUAACCGAUGAGCUGUCGGAGUGGCAGGACAGUGCGAGCGAGCUGGUGAAUGGGUUUACGGAUCUCAACGAGAAGAUCAGACGGCUGGCAGAUAUUCUGAGAAAAGCCGAUGAUCUACGGCUGAGGACGGUGAGGAGAGUGGUGGAGAUGUUGACCGCACAGCAAGCCGUGGAGUUCUUGAUUGCCGCCGCCGAGUUGCAGUUUGGGAUCCGCGGUUGGGGACUCAAUCACGACCGUCUACGUGGCAAUGCCUGAAAAAUCGACGGCGAUCGAGAAUAUCUUAGCUAUAGCGGUGAUUUAGAUUUUAGCAUUUUGUGGUGGAUUUUUUCGUUCUUUUUUUUUUUUUUUUUUUUUGGGUUAUUGGUUCUGGGUGUGUUAGAAUGAUCGCCACCGUCGGACUGCUUUGUAAGGGUCUGAUAGUGUCCUAUUUUCGCUAAUUUUUCGAUUUUUUAGGUAGAACAUGCUUGCACUUGUACGUUUUGUCGGUCGAAUAGCCCUUUGAUUUGACCUAAUUAAUGUGUUUUAAAGGGCUUUUGUGCUUCGCGUUGAGCUUGUUGAGUCUUACAAUUAUAAGGGGGAUAAUGUCUGGUACAACUCAAUGCCAGCACCAAGCCGGCAUGGUGGAAUCAAUCUUUUUAAUUAUUAAGCUCAUUUUUACUUCUUC
Molecule: messenger RNA, 1198 nt
Organism: Ziziphus jujuba (common jujube)
Lineage: Eukaryota; Viridiplantae; Streptophyta; Magnoliopsida; Rosales; Rhamnaceae
Product: protein DOG1-like 4
Exons: 2
Biological process (GO): DNA-templated transcription
Molecular function (GO): sequence-specific DNA binding
Source: RefSeq, a predicted model, not a curated record